ACUCCUCCAAACGCACCCUGAACGUUUAGGGGAGGAAGGGAGGGUAGGUACUUUUAGUGUUGCAUAGCCGCUCAUCGCCCAUUCUAAGCGCAACACCAACAACAUGGCGGACGUGACAGCGGCAGACGGAGAGAAACUCAGCAAAAAUGAGCUGAAAAGGCGCAUGAAAGCUGAGAAAAAGGCGGUUGAGAAGGAAGCUAAAGUUAAGGAGCAGGUGGAGCAAAACGAUCAGGCAAAAGUGAAUGCCUCCGCUCUGGAUGAGGAGACGCUUGACCCCAAUCAAUACUUCAAGAUCCGCUCCCAGGCCAUCCAGGAACUGAAGGGCACAGCGGAGGACCCGUACCCACACAAGUAUCAUAUAGACCUUUCACUGACAGAGUUCAUCGAGAAAUACAGUCAUCUGCAGCCCGGGGACCAGCUCACAGAUGUUGUUCUCAGUGUUUCAGGCCGCGUUCAUGCCAAGAGAGCUUCUGGUGCCAAGCUCAUUUUCUACGACCUGCGAGGUGAAGGCAACAAGCUGCAAGUCAUGGCAAACUCCAGAAACUAUAAAUCAGAAGAGGACUUCAUUGCCAUCAACAAUAAACUACGCCGCGGUGACAUCAUCGGUGUGCAGGGGAAUCCAGGAAAAACCAAAAAAGGGGAACUGAGCAUCAUUCCGAUUGAGAUGACUCUGCUGUCACCAUGUUUGCACAUGUUGCCCCACCUCCACUUUGGCCUAAAAGACAAGGAAACACGAUACCGACAGCGGUACUUGGAUUUGAUUCUCAAUGACUACGUGAAACAAAAGUUCAUAACUCGCGCCAAAAUCAUCACAUACCUGCGCAGCUUCCUGGACCAGCUGGGAUUUUUGGAGAUCGAGACACCAAUGAUGAACAUCAUACCCGGUGGAGCAGUGGCGCGCCCUUUCAUUACCCACCACAACGAGCUGGAUAUGAAACUGUACAUGAGGAUUGCCCCUGAGCUCUACCACAAGAUGCUUGUGGUUGGUGGAAUGGACAGAGUGUAUGAGAUUGGCCGCCAGUUCAGGAAUGAGGGCAUUGAUCUCACUCAUAACCCAGAGUUCACCACCUGUGAAUUCUACAUGGCCUAUGCGGACUACCACGAUCUGAUGGACAUCACAGAGAAACUCCUGUCAGGGAUGGUGAAGCACGUCACUGGGGGGUACAAGGUGACCUAUCACCCCGACGGUCCGGAGGGACAGGCCUACGAGAUUGACUUCACCCCACCGUUCAGAAGAGUGAGCAUGACGCACGACCUGGAGAAAAUAAUGGGGGUUAAAUUCCCUCCGGCCGACAGCUACGACAGCGACGAGACGCGCAAGUUCUUUGACGAGCUGUGCGCCAAAAAGGGCGUGGAAUGCCCCCCUCCCAGGACCACGGCCCGACUCCUCGACAAGCUGGUUGGAGAUUUCCUGGAGGUCACGUGCAUCAACCCGACGUUCAUCUGCGAUCACCCUCAGAUCAUGAGCCCGCUGGCCAAGUGGCACCGGGCGCAGAAAGGCCUAACGGAGCGCUUUGAGCUCUUUGUGAUGAAGAAGGAAAUCUGCAACGCCUACACAGAGUUGAACGAUCCCAUCAGGCAGAGGGAGCUCUUUGAGCAGCAGGCUAAGGCCAAAGCCGAGGGCGACGACGAGGCCAUGUUCAUCGACGAGACCUUCUGCACGGCCCUGGAGUACGGUCUGCCCCCCACCGCCGGCUGGGGGAUGGGCAUCGACCGUCUCGCCAUGUUCCUCACCGACUCCAACAACAUCAAGGAGGUGUUGCUGUUCCCGGCCAUGAAGCCUGAUGACAAUAAGGCCACUGCUCCCACAGAGGGCUCUGCUGAGUAAGGACUCCGCUUCUGUUGCGUCUCAGCUGGAGCUGGUGUGAAGUAGGAUGCUUUACCUCACUGUGGUCAUCAGCGGAGUCUGCAGGCUUUGUUUUGUUUUGGGUUUUGGGUUUUGUUUUGUUUUGUUUUUUCAAUGUAAAUUGUUGGAACAGGAUGUCUGUGUUCAGUGGUUUGAGGGUUUUCCAUCAUGAAGGGAAAUAAUCUUCUCGUUGUCACAUCACUGACUGCUAAAGAGUAAGGAAUGGGUUUUCUUUUAUAUUUCGUACACUUAAAUAUGCUCGUUUUCACCGCUUCCUAUUUUUCAGUUAGUCAUUUAAAUCCUUCUUCUUCAUCUACUAAUUGAAUUAAAAGAAGAAAGGAGAGAGCUGUGCAAACCAGGAAGUAAUGCUUCUGAGAAGACUUGGAGCCAAAGGGGGCACUUGAUUUUUCGUUACCAAUUACACAACUUGGUUACGUGUCCUAAAAAAAAAACGCAAACUGAUAUUUUAAAUGUUCUUUCCAUAUUCAUGUGAUUUUUACUGGGUGUUCUUGUAUUCCUCAAGAAAUUCAAAAUCCCUGCCAAGGAGUUUAAAGAUUGUUAUGUCUGAAUAAAGUGCAUAUGAAAUAA
Molecule: messenger RNA, 2434 nt
Organism: Menidia menidia (Atlantic silverside)
Lineage: Eukaryota; Metazoa; Chordata; Actinopteri; Atheriniformes; Atherinopsidae
Source: the annotation of a GenBank genome assembly